AUGGAAAGAGAAAUCGAGAAAGAUAAUAAUAAUACAGGCGAGGGACUUACGGGUUAUUGGAUAAGAAGAAAGAAAGGAGGAGGACUUGAUUGGAAUUAUGUCUCUGCAGCUUCAGUUCUUCGCGUUCUGGCUCUAAAACGUCCUUUGGAUUCUCUCUGCAAAUCAGAGCAGGCUUUGAGGAGAGAGCAGGAGGAGGGUGGUGGUGAUGGAGGGGAGGGUGGUGGUGGGUCCUACAACAGGUUGGAAACUUUGGAGGUUGGCUUGGCUUCGCCGUGGUCGACGUUUUCGAAGGGGGUAACCGGUGACCGGAGAUAG
Messenger RNA from Ilex paraguariensis (yerba mate), 315 nucleotides. The record is from the annotation of a GenBank genome assembly. NCBI's taxonomy places the organism in Eukaryota, Viridiplantae, Streptophyta, Magnoliopsida, Aquifoliales, Aquifoliaceae.